This is a messenger RNA of Hypoxylon trugodes, 1125 nucleotides long. Its product is annotated as cyclophilin-like domain-containing protein. Gene Ontology annotation, biological process: protein folding; protein peptidyl-prolyl isomerization. The record is from RefSeq and is a predicted model, not a curated record. Lineage: Eukaryota; Fungi; Ascomycota; Sordariomycetes; Xylariales; Hypoxylaceae. Gene Ontology annotation, molecular function: peptidyl-prolyl cis-trans isomerase activity; protein binding. The transcript is spliced from 2 exons. Gene Ontology annotation, cellular component: intracellular membrane-bounded organelle. Bases 1 to 1125 code for a protein of 374 amino acids.
AUGGCAACCGAAGAAACCAAGAAGCGCAGCUACGUCUUCUUCGACGUGACCAUCGGGUCUAAACCCGCCGGUCGCAUCACCUUCGAGUUGUACGACGAUGUAGUGCCGAAGACAGCCGAGAACUUCCGCGCCCUCUGCACGGGUGAGAAGGGCCUAGGCAAGUCCGGCAAGCCCCUCCACUACAAGGGCUCCGGCUUCCACCGAGUGAUCAAACAAUUCAUGAUCCAGGGUGGUGACUUCACAGCUGGCGACGGUACCGGUGGUGAGAGUAUCUACGGCGCCAAGUUCGAGGAUGAGAACUUCGAACUCAAGCAUGAAAGACCUUUCUUGCUUAGCAUGGCCAAUGCUGGUCCCGGCACCAACGGCUCCCAAUUCUUCGUAACAACCGUCCCCACGCCCCACCUAGACGGAAAGCACGUCGUCUUCGGCGAAGUAAAAUCCGGCAGAUCCGUAGUCCGCCAGAUCGAAAACCUACGCACAACAAACGACAAACCCAACCAAUCCGCCACCAUAUCCGACAGCGGCGAGCUCUCGGCAGCCGCCGUAGCCACUCUCUCAACUGGCGGCGCUAAGACCGCCGACGCGUACGGAGACGUAUACGAGGACUUCCCCGAAGACGAAGCUGAGCAACCUUUAUCCGCUUCGCACGUACUGAAGGUAGCAUCCGAUUGCAAAGACUACGGUAACAAAGCCUUCAAGGCAGCCGAUCUGCUAGGAGGAUUGGAGAAAUACCAAAAAGGUCUACGUUACCUAAACGAAGAACCGGAAAUCAAAGACGACGAGAAGGACCUGAGACAGAAACUCGACGCGCUGCGCUUUUCACUGAAUAAUAACUCGGCGUUAUUGAAUUUGAAACUCGAGGCUUGGGACGAGGCUCAGCGUAGUGCGACUGCGGCUCUAGCCUCGCCUGGUGCGACGGAUUCUGAGCGUGCGAAGGCGUUGUACCGUCAGGGUGUCGCGCUUGUGCAUCUUAAGGACGAGGACUCUGCGAUUGCGUCGCUUGAGAAGGCGAAGGCGCUAGCGCCUGGUGAUGCGGCGAUUACUAAGGAGCUUGAUACUGUGCGCAAGCAAGCUGCGGCGAGACUGGCGAAGGAGAAGGCUGCUUAUAAGAAGUUCUUUGCGUGA